Molecule: messenger RNA, 2886 nt
Organism: Kwoniella botswanensis
Lineage: Eukaryota; Fungi; Basidiomycota; Tremellomycetes; Tremellales; Cryptococcaceae
Exons: 8
Coding region: 1-2886 (961 amino acids)
Molecular function (GO): small GTPase binding; guanyl-nucleotide exchange factor activity
Source: RefSeq, a predicted model, not a curated record
AUGGCAUCCUAUCAAACCUCUACAGCAGGUCCCUCUAGACCUACAUAUCCGGGUUUUCCUGUCCCUUCGAUAUCACCUUCGCCAUCACCUAUAGUAGAGCAAGAACAAUGGCAGCAUCCCAACGGACGACAGUACCCUAUGCAGAUGCCCCAGCCUAGAGGUGUAUCUGUUCCUGCCAGUGUAAACGUAUCGAGAUCAGCAUCUGCAGCUUCAGGACAUGGACCGACGCUCGACGGUGCAGAGGGGUCAAAGCGGAAUCCACUCGUUGAUCUCAUAGAUAGUGAGAGGAUCUACGUGGAACAGUUGAGUCUGGUCAUACGAAAAGUAGCAGCAGCAUGGUCGAGAAAGGAUUUCCCUCCGCCCAAAUUGGAUGCCAUGUUCAGAUGUGUCGAGGCUGUGUAUAGAGCGAAUCGAGCGUUUGGAACGAAAUUGAAAGAAAUUGGACCUAACCCAUCUAGUCCGAAAGCUUUAGGGGACCUACUGAUGAGAUGGAUUGACGACCUGGAACCAGCCUAUCACAAAUACAGUACCAAUUUUCUCACAGGGUUCGACUCCUAUCAACCAGUCACACGUAAUCAGCUCCUCGGGGGAAUCUUGCAGGAGAUCUCUGUCAGUUGCCAGCCCACACCGCCUUUGACCCAUUGGUCAUUGGACGCAUUAUUCAUCUUACCGUACACCAGAUUAAGGUAUUACAAAAAGCUUUAUUCUAGGUUAUUGAGAAGUACAAAAGAAGGUAGAAGCGAUCACAAAUUACUGGUAGUCGCCAAUCAAAGGCUAGAGGAUCUGGUCAAUAUCGUAGAAUCGAGAUUGGAAGCGGAUGUCAGUGAGAAUGAUAAUGACGAGUCUCAGGAAAACAGGUUGAGUGGGAACGUUGUCGCUGGUGGUGUUGCUGCUGGCACCGCACCGAGUUCAAGAGAACCUAGUUGGUCAGAAAAAGAAAGGAUUAGUAGGACAAGUUCCGCAAUGGACAGUUCAAUGGAAUCACAUACGAAUAGAAUCGAAGAUAGAAAUUCUGGUGGUUCAGCUGUCACCAACAUGACUAGUAUGACUCAAUCACCACAACGGAGACCGCAAAUCCAGGUUUCGACAAAUGCUGCUUCGUCCGCGUCUGCACCUACUUCUGCUACUGCGCCUUUGUCAGAUCUGGAGUUGAGGAUCGAUUCGGAGAGGACCAUCGACCUGUUCUCGAUGACAACGAAAAAAUGCAAACUGCAAAUGAACCCACCAUCACUUCCCUUCGACAGAUCACUUAGAUCAUCCCACGAUGUGACCGUGUAUUUCACCCCAAAUUCAACUGGACAACAGGUCAUUCAUCGAAGAGCGCAUAUAUUCAUACUAUCCGAUUUGUUCUUGGUAGCAGAGUGGAUGGAAGCGUCGGAAAAGGCUUCCAAGGCCCAACAAGUCGCGAGGGAACAGCCUGAUAGAGUCGGACAUGGUGGACCAAUGCCCGAGAUGUGGUUGAGUUAUCCUCCAUUGGCUGGCAAACAUCUGAUGGUCGAGGAGGGUCAACAAGCCAACGUCUUGACCGUCAUGAUCAUGAAGAAGGAAACGUUCGUCAUUCACGCUGAAUCGGAUAUUGCUAGAGAUCAGAUCAUGAAGGAUCUGCUCGAUUGUAUAGACUUCGCUUCGGGAGCUACUCGACCGUCCACUGCCGCCCCGUCACCUAUGAAUCCUGAUCCUCGAUCUCCUUCUAUCGCAUCGACUGAAAAUCGAUCCAACGAGUCCUCUUUCCCACCACUCCGCUAUCCUAGUCCAUUCUCCAACUCCUCUUCACCCGCUACUAGUCCUCGUCCAGGCGAUCAACCGGAAGGUCCGCCAAUGCCUUUGGGAGGUAACGCUUUGUUAUCACAAAUGAGUCAGAUAUCUUUACAGCCCGGAGAAGCUAUCGCCUGGCCUCGGGGUCCAACUCCUCCACAGUCUAUGCCACCCCCUCAAGGGAUACCGCCUUACAACAACGCUUCUUCGAGCGGUGCACCGACGAUGGCAGUCCUUCCACCUAGAGGAGCGAGUCUUAGACCUAGAGUUCAAUCAAAUAACAUGCAGUCUCCUCCCCAGCAGCACGCUCCUCAGAUACCGCCUAUGCCAGGGAUGGGAUUCGACCAUACCGGUAUGGCUGGUGCGCCUUUACCUCGAUCUCCAUCGGGUCGAUCGGUCCAAUCUGCACCUAGGCUAUAUAUGAACGGUGAUUUACCGCCUGUACCUUCCAUUCGACCUAGUGGAUCUCACAUGUCGGAUCAGGGACACUCUGGUUCUGGUCUCCCCGGUGGACCAGUGAUCCCUCCAUUUGCUCAAAAUCCAAAUCACCUGAUUGCAAGAUCCAGAUCGUUGGAGCCAUUACGUGCACCUGAACCCCCUUCUGCUAGAUUUUCAUCAUUCGAAAAUCACAAUGUACCCAAUAACACGGGUAUGGGUGGUGUGGGUCGAUCAUCUCCUUUGACGGGUGAUCAAGCUACUGGUGAGAAUGAUAAUGGUGAUUUCGAAGGUGAUGAGGAUGAACCGGUGGAUGGAGAAGAACAAGAAAUCACUUCGUUGACUGGACCAACGGUAAUAUCGGCUCAAAUGAAAUGUAAGAUCUUCUUAAAACAGGAACAUCAAAAAUGGAAAUCUUUAGGUUCGGGUAAAUUGAAAUUAUAUGUUCAAAAGCAAGGUCCACCUUUGAAACAACUUGUGGUAGAGAAUGAUUCUUCAAAAUCACAAAUUAUAAUCAGUACGAUUAUCCUCACUGAUGGAGUUGAAAGGGUCGCUAAAACUGGAGUGGCCAUUGAGAUUUCAGAUAAAGGGAAAAGAACAGGUAUUAUAUAUAUGAUACAAUUGAGGAAUGAGAAAUCGGCAAUGGGGUUGUUUGAAAGUUUGUUACAGGGCAGUGAUAGAGCUAUCUUAAGGUAG